Molecule: messenger RNA, 567 nt
Organism: Acanthamoeba castellanii str. Neff
Lineage: Eukaryota; Discosea; Longamoebia; Acanthamoebidae
Exons: 4
Coding region: 1-567 (188 amino acids)
Source: RefSeq, a predicted model, not a curated record
AUGUUCUCCAUCUCUGCGUUCCCCUUCUUCUACAACUUCCUCAGAAUCGCCAUCGCGCGUCAGGCCACUGCGGCUUCCAAGGACCAAACGGCCUCGCCUCACAGCGCCUACCUGAUGUCGUCCGAGCAGCAGUCGGAACAGAAAAAGGUGUACCAGAAGGUCAUGGCGAUGUUCCUGGGCUAUGCGGCCUUCGCCUUCUUCUGCUACAACCUCUUCGACUUCAGCAUCUACAACGACAUCCUGCGCGACUUCGUGAUGGGCGGCAUCCUCGGGCUCGAUGUCCUGACCUUCAUCUACUACAUCUACCACCACGUCCAGAACCAGCGCCAGUGGAACCGGGACAAGAAGCUCCUCAUCGCCGCCAUCAUCCUGUUCGUGAUCGGAUACGCGGCCCACACGCUCGACAGGCAUAGCAUCCUUUGCUCGCCCACCUCGGUCUUCCAGGGCCAUGCGAUCUGGCACGUGUUCUGUGCCUUUGCGCUGUGCGUGCUCUACACCAUGUUCAGGCACGAGCACUUCCACGUCCUCUCCGACACCUGGGCCGAGAGCAGCCCCGUCUUCUGUUGA